Messenger RNA from Melanotaenia boesemani (Boeseman's rainbowfish), 5570 nucleotides. It is a transcript of the gene polrmt, whose product is annotated as polymerase (RNA) mitochondrial (DNA directed). Gene Ontology annotation, cellular component: mitochondrial DNA-directed RNA polymerase complex. Gene Ontology annotation, molecular function: mitochondrial promoter sequence-specific DNA binding; protein binding; DNA-directed RNA polymerase activity. Gene Ontology annotation, biological process: mitochondrial transcription. The transcript is spliced from 21 exons. The record is from RefSeq and is a predicted model, not a curated record. Bases 61 to 4053 code for a protein of 1330 amino acids. Lineage: Eukaryota; Metazoa; Chordata; Actinopteri; Atheriniformes; Melanotaeniidae.
UUAGUCUAAUCUAAGAUGGCCGCCUAGUGCUCUGAAGUAACGCGGUUACUACAUGUGAACAUGUCACUUCUUAGAGUAUGUUCUUUUGCCAAAUGUUUGAGUCGUCAUAGUGUGUUUCAAAAAUGUGCUGUCCGCGUGAGUUUCGCGGACCGUUGCCCGGUGCGUGUGUCGGUGAGAAAUGGCGCAGUCAGACGAAUAUCAGAGUCGUGUUUGCACAUUCCAAGAAGACAAAUUUCAUCAGUAAUCCCAAAGUCGGAAGAUGCCAAGAAACGUAUACUUAAACAAUCUCAGUUGUUAGACGUGCUUGAGGCCAGAAUCCAACAACUCCAAUCUGACAUCAUUGUAGAUGUCCAGCAUGCAAAUGUACAGUUUGUUAAAGUUCCUUCUUAUGGGAGAGGAGCUUCAUCUGGUAGAGUUCCCAAAGGCUCAUCCAAAGAGAAAAUAGACAUUUCUCAAUCUGGACAGACUGUUGGGAAAGGAGUCUCUAAAUCCAAGCCUAGCCGUUGGAUGGAAAAAUUGACUCAGGAGAAGAAAAAUAAACAAAAGAAACAGCAGCCCCUCAAGCAGAAUAUUCAUACAGAUGUCAAAGAGAAACCAUCAUCGAAAUCUAAAGGCUCCAAAAGCAACUUAAUGGCCAUUGGAACAACACAUAAAACUAUAUCCACUGCUGCUAAAAAGAGCAAAGGUGGCACGAAACUGUCAGAUGAAAUUCGUACGGCAGCUUCUUCAACUGCCACAUCAACUGCAGUUACUUUAGGGAAAACAGCUGCACCACAGAAAUUUUCUAAGCAGAAAAGGAAAGACUCAAAAAAGAAGGAUGUUGGUGAAGAGGUAAACAAACAGGUCAGUAUUGAUUCUCAGGCCAGGAGUGAGCUGUCUGAGGUGGAGGAGCUUGAGAAGAGACUAAAUCAACAAGUAAGCCAAUGGACCUCCUCAAGUUCCCCAGAGAGCUUGCAGGACAGCAGCGAAGAGAGUGCAUGUGGCAACAUCCAGCUUAGCAUCCACUCCUACUUGGAGGCAUGCGUAUUUAUUGGGGACAUUGAGCGGGCGCAGUGUUUUCUGCUCAGUCAGCACAGAGUUAUGAGACGACGGAAACUCCUCUACACAGAAGUUUACAACAUCAUGAUGAGGGCGUGGGCCAAGAAGGGCUCAUUAAAACAGAUUGGCAGCAUCUUUAUUCUGUUAGAAGAAGCUGGUCUUAAGCCAAAUCUGGGAUCCUACUGUGCUGCUCUGGAGUGUAUGGGCCGCAAUCCAAACUGUUUCUCAAAAGUCAUAUCCAGGUGCCUGAACCACAUGGAGGAGGACGGCCUGUCUGUAGAUGAUCUGUUUAGCCAGUGUAUGUUCCGACAAGAUGAGAGGGACAUGCUGUUGAAGGCCAUACGCACUGUAAUGCCCGACUACCAGCCCAGACUAAACCUGCACACCAGCCAGUGCUCUUCAGCACUGGCUCAGGACUACUACACACAGAGGGAACACCACACCUACCCGAAACUUGACUUUACUCAGGAGGAGCUCCAGGAGCGUUUCAAACUUCAGCUCCGUGUGGAGCAGGCCUGCACUGUCACCAUCGACUCUGUGGAAGCAGCCAAGCCAGUCACUGAAAACAUGGCCAAAAUGAGGGAGCUGCUGGCAGAGCAGCGAAUACAGUGGCAGAAGGUCCUCCUCCAGGCCCUGAGGGAAAGCAAAAUGAACCUGGCCAACACCAACACCAAGGACUACAGGCUUAACCUUUAUCCCCAUCUCUCCCUGCUGGAGGAUAGGGAGUAUGUUGACAUUAUGAUACAGAGUGUUUCCAACAUGCCUCCUAGUGGAGAAUCACUGAAGAUUUUAGCCAGAGAUCUGGGGAACAGGGUCUACACCAUGUACUCUGUACGGCAGAAACACAAGAAUCAGACCGUGGACAAGUUGGAAAGCAUUUAUAAUGCUUACACAGAUCUGCUGGCCAAAGACAUCAAGGUGAACAGCAUCCUCCCCAGGGAGCAGUGGUGCAAGCUGGAGAUGGAGCAGAGUUCAGGUCCCACACUACAGGGGGGUGAAAUAAGCUGGCCAUACACAGUAACAGUGGAGCUGGGCACCUACUUGGUGGACAUUAUGGUGAAGAACCUCAAAAUUAACAGCGACAUCCUGAACCCAGCCUAUGACAGAAAGGUCAUCCCCAUCCUCUACCACAUGUACGCCUUCCGCAGCACCCGCCAGGUUGGCUUCAUCAAGCCCCACCCCAUCUUGACUCAGAUGCAGCAGGAAGCAAUGGAAACCAAGCUGACCUUUGACUCCUAUGUGAUGCCGAUGCUGUGCCCUCCGGUGCCCUGGACUUCAGUCAAGUUUGGAGCCUACUUGCUCACACCAGCCAAACUGAUGCGCACAGUGGAAGGGGCCAUCCAGCACGAGCAGCUGCUGGAAAAAUGUCAGAAUCUUCACGCAGUCUUUGACUCACUCAACCAGUUAGGAAACUGUGCCUGGAGGGUUAAUAAACCAAUAUUGGACAUAAUUAUCUCAGUCUUCAAUGAUCGUGGUAGUGAUAAGCUGGACAUCCCUCCACCCAUGUCAGAAGCCCCCAAAAUACCCCAUUUUAACCCCCAAGACCCCACUUACACAGCUAGUGAGAAGGCCCACAUGAAAAGAGAGGUAAUUAAUGCCAAAAAGAAGUGUGGUGAGAUGCACAGCUUGCGUAUGGAUGCGCUCUAUAAACUCUCUAUUGCCAACCAUAUGCGGGAUGAGAUCUUCUGGUUCCCUCACAACAUGGACUUCAGAGGACGCACUUAUCCAUGUCCACCAUACUUUAAUCAUCUGGGAAGUGAUGUCACACGAGCGAUGCUUGUGUUUGCAGAGGGGAAACCUCUUGGUCCCAAGGGACUGGACUGGCUAAAGAUCCACUUAGUCAAUCUGACAGGGUUAAAAAAGAGGAGCUCCCUACAGGGUCGACUGGAGUACGCCAACACCAUUAUGGAGGACAUACUGGAUUCUGCAGACAACCCUCUAAAUGGUAAGAAGUGGUGGAUGAAUGCAGAUGAGCCAUGGCAGGCGCUGGCCUGCUGCAUGGAGAUAGCCAACGCUGUCAGGUCACCUGAUCCAACAGAGUUCAUAUCUGGUUUUCCAGUUCACCAGGAUGGCUCCUGUAAUGGUCUUCAGCACUAUGCUGCUUUAGGCAGAGAUGUUAUUGGUGCCACAUCCGUCAACCUCAUGCCCUGUGAUGUGCCCCAGGAUGUUUACAGCGGGGUUGCUCAGCAGGUGGAGGAGUUGCGAGCUCGGGAUGCACAAAAUGGCAUGAAGAUCGCGCAGGUUCUGGAGGGCUUCAUCAGCAGGAAGGUGGUCAAACAGACGGUGAUGACUGUGGUGUAUGGGGUCACGCGCUAUGGGGGACGCCUCCAGAUAGAGAAAAGGCUGAAGGAGAUUGAUGAGUUCCCGAAGGAUCAUGUAUGGGAUGCAUCCCAUUACCUGGUGCGUCUGGUGUUCAGUGGCUUAAAGGAGAUGUUUACUGGGACCAGAGAGAUUCAGGAUUGGCUGACAGAGAGCGCCAGGCUCAUCUCCAAGUCUGGCCACACUGUAGAGUGGGUGACACCCCUGGGUUUACCUAUUAUUCAGCCCUACCACCGCAAACGCAGCCAAGUGCUCAAGAGUUCCAUGCAACAUAUAAACCUCCAGAUCAGCCAUGACACUAAAGAGAGACCAGACACAGUUAAACAGAAAAAUGCGUUCCCACCAAACUUCAUCCACUCUUUGGACUCCACACACAUGAUGCUGACUUCUCUCUACUGCUACAGCGCUGGCCUGACAUUUGUCUCAGUUCAUGACUGUUUCUGGACCCACGCUCUUACCGUGGACACCAUGAACAAGAUCUGCCGGGAGCAGUUUGUCGCCCUGCACAGCCAGCCAAUCCUGCAAGAGCUUUCCAACUUCCUGCUGUGGAAAUACUGCACCUCAGUCCCCAGGACUGAAGCAAAGAGCAAGAAAUAUCAGGAGUACAGGAGGCUGAUGUUGCUGCUAUCCAGUGUGCCCCAGAAAGGUGAUUUUGAUCUCCAGCGGGUGAAAGAAUCCACAUACUUCUUCAGCUGAGAGGCUCAUGAGGGUGAGCCAGCAGAAAAAUUUGAGUGGAAUUGACAGAAUGCAGCAGGGGAGGCUGCAGGCCUGAGAUUCCUGACCAGCUUUGCCUCUCACAGACAUGAGGACAUUGAUCCAGCCGCGCCCUGCCUGGCUCCCUGUCCAUGGACCAGCUGCACGUUUACACACAGUGAACUUGGCUGAUUAACCGACUUGUAGCCUGAUGGAAAAGGUGGGUGGGAUAAUCACCCAGGCGAAAAAUGAGAGCAUCAACAUCGGAUGGGAGCGCUAAGACUUCAGUUACAGAAGAAAUAUCUCCUAUAGCAGAUGCUUUCACCAUAUUUCAGUAUGUGUGUGUGCAUUUGCCGCAAUGAACCGUGUGUGAACACUCGGAACAGACUGAGUAGAAACUUUCUUACAAAUAAUAUGUGUGUGUGUUUGUGCAUGUUUGUUCAUUUUCAUACUGUAAAGACCUCCAGGGAGUGCUGACCCACCUGUGCGACCAUCCCACCCAGUCAUCGAUCUAAUCACUCGCUGAAGGGCACAAUGCUCAAACAUCUUAACUUUAAAUGAAAAAAAAUGGGUGGAAAAGAGACUUUUCAGAGGAAAUGAAAGAUAUGCUUUACUGAACAGGGGAUCCUCUCCACUGAACUCUGAGAAAGAGACAUGAAGAGUGAUGAGUCAGGGGUUUCUGAGAGAGGGUCCUCUUGACUCUGACCUUCUUCGAGUAAAAGAGCACUUGACACUUGCUUUGAAAUAAAUUGUUUUUUCUUAAAAUGUUUCCAUCUUCAUUCAGGUCAAAAAAAAAGAAGCAGAUAUUUUUAUUAGUGUGCUUUAAUGGGAUGAAUGAAGCAGCCUGUUAUUUAGUUGUAUCUGCAUAUUUUAAUCCUAUUGUGGAUUGUGAGAUGAAGGCCUCCUUUUAAAUGUAGCACAAAGGGUUUGCAGGCUUCACUAAUCAACUCAGAUCUUAUUUUUCUGGGCCAGUGCUGCAUCUAGAAGUAAAAAUAGCAGAAGUGUUAUCUGAUCAUAGCUGGAAAUGUUACAGCAGUUUCAGACAAAAGGUGUUGAUGUUCAAAGGCAAACGUAGGCACCGCCAAACAAAGCUGGCUGAGUGACAAUGUAAUAAAAUGGAAAUAAUCUUUGAGGGGGCAUAAAUAGUGUGAUGAUGAGACUGUAGGUUUUCAAAUGAUUUGCAUGGCAACAUGCACACAAAGAGGUUCUCUUCAUAUUUUAUGGCAUGCAUGAGAUGCGACUGAUCAGUAAUAUUAUUCUGGUUAAAAAAAAAAAAAAAAAUUACCCAUCAUCAUCUGGCUCAAUUUUACAGUGAGCUGUGUUUUCAAUCCUCACUUUGCUGUCUGAGGACCAGCUGCUAAUAUCGCAAAAUUAUCAGUGCUUUCAUUGUCAGAAGGUAGAAAAUGAGAUUUUAAUGUAAAAAUUUGAUUAAAGCUGAUUACAAGACCUGAAUUUCUUUCACAUAAAGAGAAUUUUGAAAAGGAUGUUGAUAUAUUUGCACUGGGUUAUAAAUGAGGUUG